AUGUCGACUUCCGCAGCAGCUCCGCCGCGUUUGAACGGCACCAGCAAUGUACCCGCAGAGGUGCUUCGCGAGGCCGACUUUUUGCAGCACUUGUUGAAGAUCCGCGAUGAUGUGUUUGCUAGCAAACACCCUCGUAUCCAUCUACCAGCCAAAGUAAUUGAACAGGUUGCACCACGUCUCCCGCAGACCACACCGCCCAGCAGACCCGCGACCAACGGCACCCCGAACGGUGUCUCCGCCUCACAGCUGUUUCCCCCACGACCGGACAGCUCGCUUCAGGCUCCUUCGACAGCAAACGAGUUUGUGUCCCCCGCUCCACCAACACAGCGACCCUACUCAGCCAUAUCUGCCUCUUCUAGCAUCGACCCGGUCUUGCUUACAAAGUCUGACCACUUGAUCAGGGCAGAAUUGCAGCUUAAACGGCAGCAGAUAGAGCGUCUACUGAAGGAUCAGUUUGACAAGAAGGGCCGUGGCAAUGACGCAGACGAGCGGGAUGCCCAUCUGAACGUCGAGGAGUGUCUGAUUCAGGCUCAACUACGAGUCCCUCCCAUAUCUGGCAUACGAUCAACAACUAACAACAGCGAUGGGGUAGAGUCGUUUGACGAGAACUCCUACUACUCUAGCAAAGCAGACAGCUGGUCGUCAGAGGAGAAUGAUCCCAAACAUCCUGAGCCACUCACAUCGCAGGCAGGACAUAUCACCCAUGUUAGUGCUCAACCUGCAGUGAUAGACCUUGAUGAAGAGGCAUAUGAACCUGCCGAUGAUAUUGAGAUAUACGAACCUGAGCCUGCAACCCUGCUUGAUGAUGCUGAGGAGGAAGAUUACUCACCUCCUCCUGCCGAAAUUGUCGCAAAUGAGCCUAGCAGAGGCCGUGGUAGGAACCAAAACCACAAUGGCGCCAACGGGUAUGAUAAUUUCUUUCUUUCAGUCUCUCUCCUCCUUUUUUCAUCCCUCCGUCCUGUUCCCGGAUACGCCGAGGCCUUCGACUUUCUGUCUGUUGUAGCAAGUCAAGCGCACGGCGCGAUGGUCAUCACAAUCGUCGAGUCACCGUAUUUCCAGGCAACACACACCUUGCUAUGA
Molecule: messenger RNA, 1080 nt
Organism: Parastagonospora nodorum SN15
Lineage: Eukaryota; Fungi; Ascomycota; Dothideomycetes; Pleosporales; Phaeosphaeriaceae
Exons: 1
Coding region: 1-1080 (359 amino acids)
Source: RefSeq, a predicted model, not a curated record